UGGCUCCUUGAACGCGUCCUGACGUUGAUUGACAGAUGGCGGUGUCAGGUUACUGCGGGGGGCGGGGUUUUGUGUUGCUCAACAUGGCUGCGCCCUGCACGGAUCAACAGGUCUGAAGGUGUUCACCAUGUCCAGGGAGCAGGUGAGUAUCAGUGAGCUCUUGCUCUCAUUGGACAGCUCAGAGCUGCAGGAGGCGGAGCAAGUCAGAGCAGCAGUCAACCAGCAGCUGAGUACAGACAGAGGAGGUGCUGUCCUCUCCUCUCUGGUGGAGUAUUACCUGGACUCGUCGUCCUCUCAGGUGGUGCUCCUCCUGUCCUCCAUCAGAGAGCCUCAUCACAAGCCCCUGUUGGAGAAGCUGAAUGAAUCUCUGAACAGACCUGGGUCCAGACUGGCUGCUCUCACUCUGCUGGGUCACCUGAUCCGAAAACAGCCUCCAUGGGUUCAUCACAUCAGCCGCUCGGCCCUGCUGCCGUCGCUGCUGCGCUGCCUCAAGACGGACAGUGACGUGGUGGUCCUGAUUACCGCAGUCCUGAUCCUCAUCACUCUGUUACCCAUGAUCCCUCAGGCCGGGAAACAACACAUCUACGACUUCUUUGACGUGUUUGGACGUCUCGCGUCCUGGAGCUACAGAAACCCCGGUCACGUACCUGUGGUCCACCUGGUCCACCUCCAUGCAGGUGUGUACUCUCUGUUCCACCGUCUGUAUGGGAUGUUCCCCUGUAACUUCAUCUCCUACCUGAGACUCCACUACAGCAUGAAGGAGAACCUGGACACCUUCCAGGAGAUCAUCAAGCCGAUGCUGGAACACGUCCGGGUUCACCCUGAGCUCGUCACAGGGACUCAGGACUAUGAACUGGACCCGUCCAGGUGGAGGUGUUAUGAAGUCCACGACAUCGUCAUCGAGUGCUCCCGAGUGUCUCUGGACCCUCUGGAGUCUUCCUGUGAGGAGGACGUUUACUCCUCCUCCUCCUCACCCAGACCUCCCCCGCUGCCCUCCCCCCUCCCUCUCCUGGACCUCAGUCCCAGUCCUCACAGCUCAGAGACGCUCAGCAGCUCAGGAAGUUCAGUGUGUCCGCUGCCGUCCGGACGCCCGACUCUGCCUCAGCUGAUAUUCAACACUUCCUGCUCUCAGGUUGAUGAUGUCACAUGGAGCCCCUCAUCUCAGUGUGGUCUGUCCACGCCCCCACCUGAACCUGCUGCUACAGGCUCCGCCCACCCACUGCGCAGGACCACCUCCCUCUCAGGUGUGAAAUGUCCCUCCUCAGCCUCUGUCCCUGUGACUCCACUGACUGAGGAGAACCAGGAUGGAGGACCGGCUCCUGUCAUCAGCAGCCAGGUGAAGCAGCAGCCAAUCACAGAGAAGGAGGAGAGAGGUCAGAGUGAUGUCAUCAACAACAGCAGCAGUGGAGAGGUCGGAUCAGAGGAGUCCCAGCACCCCCCCCCCUCCUCCUCUCAGCCCGCCCUCCUCACCUCCACCCCCGGCCGUGACGACUCGUCCUCAGCUUCACCUCUCCCUCCUCCUCCUCCUCCCUCCUCCAUCUCGCUCUGCUUCACCCCCACCCACAGAUCAGGGGAGGGAGGCCCCUCCCUCUCUGAGCAGAGUCCGGCCCCCCCCUACGAGCCCCUGUUUGAGCUGGCUCUGCCUCGGGCCGCCACGGUCUUCAUCGGGAGGAAGACUCAGGAGGUGCUGGAGAGAGCAGCGGGGCAGCAGGAGAAGGAGGCAGGAGGAGGAGUGGAGGGGGAGGACGGGGAGGACGAUCACACCUCUGUCUCCCCUCUGGAGGUUUUGGACCAGCUGAUCGUCCACGGACACGACGCCCACGAACGCCUCAGCAGGAGGUUGUCAGCAGUGAAUAAGUCGGUGGAUCGGAGUCAUUUUGGAGGUAAACAGCAGAGCAUGAAAACCAAAGGCCCGGUCCUGGGGGAGGAGCUUCAGUCUCUGAGGAGUCAGCUGCUGCUGAUCCACAGUCAGCUUCAGUACGAACGUUUCAAACGGCAGCAGCACGCCGUCAGAAACCGCCGCCUGCUGCGGAGGGUCAUCAAUGCCACGGCGCUGGAGGAGCACAGCGUCGCCAUGAGGGCUCAGCUGGGUGUACAGGACGAGGAGAUCCGGUCUCUGAAGUUGAGUCUGGAGGAAGAACAAAGACGAUACACACAGCUGCAGCAGGACACACACACACACACCGACCAGCUGCACACACACAUCCAACAACUGAUGCUGCAACAGCAGGACGAGCAGAGAGACAACCAGAGGCUGCAGAGCGAGCUUCAGGAGUGUCACAGCAGGCUGAGAGAUCUGGAGGCGGAGCUUCAGAAAGCCAAUAACAAGGCUUACAACGCUGAACACCAGCUGACCCAGCUGUCACUCAAGCUGUGCAGCAGUGAGCAGCUGCAGCAGCAGAUCUACCUGCUGAACCAGCAGCUCGUCCUCCUCCGAGAGACCAACAGAGCUCUGAGUGAACAGCUGGAGGGAGGAGAGACACACACCUGGACUGAGGUGUCCAUGCUGCAGUGCAGUGUGGGUAAGGAGUACCAGCGUCUGAAGGACAGCGAGGUCCAGCAGAGACAGAAGCUGGAGGCAGCCAAUCACAGGAUCACUGAGCUGGAGAACCAGCUGGCUAAGAAAGACCAGCUGAUCCUGGACCAGAAGAAAGUGCUGGAGGACACCAAGGCCCAGAGCAGAGCUGAACUGUCGGCCUGCGAGAGUCGCUGCGUCGCUCUGAGGAGAGUCGCCCAGAGUCUCCAGACCGAGAUGCUUCACCUGUACAGCCUGAUCCACCUGGACACACACAGCCGGCCUCAGGACGUCUGCAGCAGGCCAAACGGCGGCGGCGUGGCCUCACCUGUCGCUCAGGGCGUCCUCAGGCCCCGCCCCUCCUCCUCUGCUGUAGGUAUAAUAAACGGAGCUGUGGAGGCUCUCUCCACCUCCCCCCUGCACCUCCCCUCCUGCUCCUCCUCCCCCCUCUCCCUGUCCCCCAUCGAGUCCCCCCUGGCCGUCGGCUCGUUCCUCGAGCAGCGAGCGCGGCAGCUGUUCAGACCGACCAGUCACAGCCAGGAGGAGGAGGAGGGGGAGGAGGAGGAGCAGCAGGAGGAGGAGCAGGAGCAGGAGGGGCAGGAGGAGGAGGCCCCACCAGAAAGUCCUCCUCUGGGUCAGGAGGCAGAGGAGGCCACCCUCCUCACAGGGAGCCCUCAGACGGAGACUCCGAUCCAGGCUGCAGCUCCCAGCCGGCCUGCCUCUAAACCUCCAGGUCCUGCUCCCCCCACAGACCUGACCCUCGCCGUUCGACAGAGGAGACACGAGCUGAGCAUCAUGGACUAUGACGAGACGCUGCCAGAGUACUGAGGGAGGACCAGAGAGCGGUCAGAGACCACCACUGACCUAGUCUGGCUUUAUUCACACUUUCAACCUGCUCAUUAAAAACAGUGGAGUGGAAACAGCAGGAAGUCAAACAGGUAUCAGGAAACAGAACAGUGUCUGGUGCUGUGUUCACUGGAUAAACUGAGAGAUUCAGUCGCAGUUUAACGUCAGACAGAGCAGCUUUUAAAUCCACUGAGUAGAAUGAACAGAAUUUAUUUGCUGUAAAUGGCAGUCUGACUGUAAAUUAAAAAACUGAAGCUACAGUCGACAGAAGAAUACGAAUGAGAAAAUUAAUGAUAAAUGUUUCAACAACUGGAGCAAGUUGUGCUAAAAUUAGCUUAUAUGCUAAAACAUUUUAGCUAAACAUUUCUGAAACAGUUAAUUGAAGUUAUUUUAACAAAAACAUUAACUAAUGUUAGCUACUUUUACAGAGAUAAUAAUUAAAAAAAUAGCUCAUGUUCAAUCUGAUGUGAUUCAAGAAUUAAUCUAAUCUUUAACUUGUGCCAAGAUGUAAAACAAGAUAAAACAUGACAUCAAACAUCAAGUCUUAAAAACCAAACAGCAUCAGCAGCAGCUAAAUACAACAAAUCAAAUUAACAACUUAAGUAAAUUGUCAUUGGUAACGUGACAUUUUACUCCAUAAAGGAGCUGCUCUCUGAUCUCUAAAAGCCUCCUGUGUUUUUACCAACUUGAUAUUUCUGGCUACAAUACAGCCAACAUUAACAUGCUAACAUUAGCCCUCAGCACUCAGAUAUACCUGUUCCAGAAUAACAGUUAAAAGAAAUUACAUUUUUAUGCGUCCCUCAGGUUUGUGCAGAAAAUAUUGAGUUUACAAAUGGGGCUAAGCUAACUUUAGCUUGUUAGGAAAGGAAAAUUUGGGAAUUAGAUUGAAAAUAUUUUGCACAUGAAUAAAAGCUUGAUGAAAUAUGUUUUUUAGCUCAUGCUCUGAAUUAGUUGUGCUAUUAUUAAUUGUGACAGCUUACAACUUAUUAAGCCAAAAAAAUUCAAAAUACGAAUGGAAAGAAUUUAGUUUUAAUGAAUUUACAGCAGCUGUGCUAAUGACAUAAAACUACUAUAACAUGAUAACAUGAAACUACUUUGUUCACAACACUAAAUGAAAUCAGAAAUCAAUAACUCUACUUUAAUAAUUAAUCCCAUGACGAUGUUAAAGCUGCAGACACAACAUCUGGCAUAUUAAUAUUAAUUAUGGACUCUAUUCUCUCUAUUCUCGGUCCUUUAUAUUUUAUGCUAACGUGCUGGUUUAUUUGUCCAUAAACCAUCAGUCUCCUCUCUGCACUGUCAGCCUUUUCUGAAGUAUUUUCUGGAGUUGAACCCCAUGUGCCGCUGUUCAUCAUCCCCUACCCUGUGUAUGCAGUGAAACUUUGAACUGAUCAAGAAAGCAGCUUCAGUGUGAUGUUAUAAAGCUUUAAUAGAGGGAAAAAUAAACCAAUAAAACCAGUUUUUACCUUUUAACCCAAGGCAUGGAGGUUAAACACUGGGUUUUGGUGCAUUAGGAAACAGUCAGUGGUGAGAUGUCAGCUUCAGGAACAGGCCUUAGUAUUGUUGUGAGUAAAUGAUGAGCAUGCAUCUAAACUGACCUGAAUGUUCCUUCACUUUGGGAAAAAUAUCUCCUCAGGUUCAUAACUCAGGUGGGAAAACAUGAGCAACUCACAUCUGCAGUUGAUGGUGUAGUGACAGAUGUGUUCAGCCUGGCUCAUUGGAAUAGUUUUAACAUUUAGGGAAAUACAGUUGCAGUUGAACUGCUGCUUCCAGUCUUUAUGCUAAGCUAGGCUAAUUUGGUUCUGGUUCCAGCUCUGCUUUUAUGAUGCGUUUAGGUUAUAUAUUGUGACUUUUUAAAAUAUCCUUCAUGACUCUGAAACUAGGAUGUUUCUGAAAGCUGCGAUCUAUUAGACAUGGGAUUGAAAACCAAACAAACAUGGUGACAUCACAUCAGCCAAAGUCUGUUGUUCAAGGUCAUUAAACUCAAAUGAAAGGAUCUGGUGUCAUAUUGUUAAUGCUAUCAUUACAUAGCUAGCGUUAGGAUUAACAGCUGUUUACUGACCAGUCUAGAAGAAACGUGAGUUCAGCAUCAAACUUCAUUCCUUUACUCACCAACAUCUGUCUCCAGAGGUGGAAAACAACGCCAAUGUUUUGCUCCUAGUUCUAUCACCUUUUUCCUCUACUAGAGUUAGCAUGCUAAACAGCUAGCCUUGGCCUCUCUCAUCACUUUCCGAAAGGGACUCACUGUAGUGUCCGGUCUGUCCUGAAGAAGUAGCUCUGUUCAGGUGCAGUAUUCUGAGCUCUAACCACUCCCAUCAAGACACCAGAAAUGUACGAACAGCUCCUUGAACCUUCACAAAACCAACUGUGAUCCUACAACUAUCCUGAUGACAUUAAUGCAGGCAGGUUCACUGCAGUGACAAACCAAAGACCUCCUCUGAGUCCAGCUGAUUAAACUGAACUAGUAAGACUCAGAAUGAGCCAGGUGAUUUUUUUUUCUCAUUGUUGGGCAGCAACUCAACAUAGCAACAUCUCCACCUCAGCAAUGUUGCUGUGUUCACCUCUGAACCAUGCUGCUCUCAGGAAACAUCUGGAUCUGAGCUGGUUGCGGCAGUUGUGUUGCUCUGUGUUUCACCAGCUGCAAGAGACGAAUGUUAAAACUGUGAACACUAAAAAUAAAGACUUGUACAAUCUGAAA
This is a messenger RNA of Lates calcarifer (barramundi perch), 6056 nucleotides long. It is a transcript of the gene tsc1a, whose product is annotated as TSC complex subunit 1a. The record is from RefSeq and is a predicted model, not a curated record. Bases 128 to 3343 code for a protein of 1071 amino acids. NCBI's taxonomy places the organism in Eukaryota, Metazoa, Chordata, Actinopteri, Centropomidae. Gene Ontology annotation, cellular component: TSC1-TSC2 complex. The transcript is spliced from 22 exons. Gene Ontology annotation, biological process: negative regulation of cell population proliferation; regulation of cell cycle; negative regulation of TOR signaling.